GGUUGAACUUAUUAACUGUCGACUGUUCCUCAAUUGCCCUCAAACCAUGAUGUGACAACUUGUAUCAUGAUAAUGUGAAACCGCUGAUUUUGUUUGAUGUCUGCCAGUUAAAAAACACAUAGAUAAGGAAAGAAGAACUUAGAUUCCGCUGUAAUUUGGAGGUAAAUUUUUAGUUUGCUGAUUCAUCAUAAUGUUUGCACACUUAUUUAAACGCUUUAAUUUGGAGGUAAAUUUUUAGUUUCCUGGUUUAUGAUGUUUGUACACUUGUACGUAUUCUGAGAACCACUGAAAGUGCCUAUCGCAUUCAUAGCGAAACGUAGCCAUAUUUCAAAGCUUUUGAACAGCACAAUCCCCCACGGUUAACCAAAUGCAGUGAAGAAAAAUUUCAAGAUUGCAUAACUAACGCUACUUCCUUAUGAUAAAUCACUAUUAUUCAUGUUUUAAAGAGUAAGAGUGAAGUUCGAGAUUUUUGAUGAAGCGCUUCGUAUUUGCAGAGCUGUAUUUUCGUUUUUGUUCUAUCAUCAAUUAAUUCUGUAUUGUUGCAUGCUGUGUACGUCAGUUUAGCUGAAGCCAGACAUGGAGUUACGGGAACAGCUUUUAAAACAAGUUUCGUUGAAGCCAUUCCUUGAAUUAAGGCUACGUAGUUUUUGUUAACAGAAGCUGUAGUAAUAUGAAUGUAUAUAACCAGGAGCUUAAUAAGAACGACUGAAGCGCGGAUUUCCGAUUUAUUAUCUAAAAUUUAUGAUCAGUGCCGUUGUACCUCACUUUAUUAGGCAAUCAUCUGGCUGCUUUCGGUUACAGCUCUUCUCGCUCUUAAUGUUUCCGCAGAUAGUCUUGCUUCCGUUUAUUUAAUUUCAUUUUACUCCUUUUUUUGGACAACGUUCCCCUUUUUUUUUUUAAUCUCCACAAAUUUCUCGAUAAAAUUGCCGAAGAAAUGUCCUUCUGAUAGGAUUUCGUGAGAGGCUUUCAUGUUAAAGGAGCAAAUGUUUUCCUAAAGCUGCCACUCAAUCCCAGUCCCCUUACGCUAACAGAAAGAUCAAUAAAUAUCAUGAAGUAAUUCCUUACAGCUGCUGAUGUUGACUUGUGUGCGCGCAUCAGGGAAACGUGAUUUCAUCCACACCAGAUAUAUGGUAAGUUUAAUGUCUCUGUCACCAAUUUUCCUAAAUACUUAGCUGUGUUCCUGACUUUAAAAUUGUCAGUUGAAGUUUGUCUGCGUAAUGCUUAGGCCUGGAGGGCUGUAUUGUGAAUUUCUACGAUUACUUUCGGUUUCGAUGAUAUGGCCGCUCGAACAUUAGCUAUUUUCCACGGCGCCAGAGACUAAUAAGGACAAAUUUAAUAAGAUUUUUGGAGAGUUGUUAGCUGAAACUUGCUUUUUGUGAACAAACAAGCUACCAGACGGUAAAGUGCCAGACGAAUAAUUAUAAUGUAGGUGUUUACGGCAUAAAGUGAUUUGCAUAUUUUUUAGUGCAUAUUUUAUGUUUCUAAGUGUUAUUGUGAAGCGAGCGAUUUUCAGUUUCCAAAAUUUGAAAAGUAAUACUUUCAUUGAACUUUGAUUGUCUGAUUAUGUACAAAGUUCAGCUGGUUGAAGGAAAUUCUGCCGUCCAACUUGCGACACUACAUCAUCUACCUUAUCUCGUUUGAAUAUUUUAGUUUUAGUGACGAUUCCCUCUAAGGUGCUAAAGCUCUGUUUAUGGGCAGUUUCUUACAAUCAUAUCUUUCUUUUAUCAUUGGUUUUCGACAUGCCUAUAAGUAGUUUUCAAGGCCAAAAGACAGACGACUUACAGUUGCCAAAACGAACAGAUUUUCAACUCCUCCUUCCGGACCGUCUAUUGGUGUUUUUCUUAUUACAAUGGCUGAACACACCCCCAACAAUCCCACAAUUUAAUUGUUUGGCUCAGCAUGUGUCCCCUCUGGGUUAAUCUUUAUCUUUUGAAGACGACAUAACUUUUUCGCCAACCCUCAUCUUGGGGCGAUCUGUAGAAUUUAAAAUUACCUGUAUCAGUACUUUUAUUGUUUCCGAUAAAGAAACGGUCAACUGCAAGUUAGUCUGAUUCGGCCAUAUUGUUUUCAAAUUAUUUUACGUGUACGCUCGAAUAAGUUUAUUGGGUAUUUUUUCCAUAAAUAGUGCUUUGAUGAACCAGGAUCAACCAAAGUAUAUCAUUUACAUUAUAAUCAGUGCAAUUCACGCUUUGAAAACAGGAUAUUAAGCAAUAUUUUCCAAGUUCUGUUAGGCAACAUUCAACAUUGUACAUGUUCCUAUGAUUUUCACGCUUUCACCUACACAAACAAAAAUCUGCGCCUCAGUUGAUAUCUUGAAGGAAAAUCGAACGAUUCCAUCUCUUUAACUCAGUUCUAAAGAGCAGCAAAAAAUAUAUCAAUUCCCAGCUUUUAAUAUUAAAUCUGUUUUAGCAGUUAUAAUUAUUUUGUCAAAAAUAUAUAUCAGAAUUCGUCUUAAAAGUUAUUAUUAACAUGCAUAAGGCUCCUGUAGAUGUCUUUUUGAAAGUCCUCUUAGAAUGUGAGCCCACUGGUUCACUGCCAUUAACCCUUUAAACUCUAAAAGUGACCAGCCUCUAAUUUCUCCUAACAAUAUCACCCCUGAAUCAAACAUUAACUCUUUAACUCCCAGAAGUGAUCAACAUGAGACUUCUCCUAGUAAUAUUCUUACAUUAUCCAGCAAACAGGUCAUGAGAAUAUUCAAACUUAUCAGGAAGAAGUUAUUAUUUUGAUGUAACACCAAAUUCUGGUGAUAAAUUUACAUGGAAAUGUCUAGGAGCGAGAGGGGAAAAUUAACAAUCGAGUCUUGGGAGUUAAAGGGUUAAGGUCACAGGAAUUGAAGAAAUGAUCUGCAACUAAAAAGCUCUUGAUAGUUAGACAAAUUUUCCUCAUCAGCAUGUUAGGAAUUGUUCAGAGAACAGUAGGGAGAAUGUGCAUACUGAUGUUAGGGUGCCAAGGGUUUAGAGGUAAAAUUGUAAUCUCCCGCUAAGUAGAUUUUUUCUAAGACCUUUAUUUGAAGCUGUGCAUGUGCCAGAAAUUUACUAGUAACCAAUAUAUUUUAUUUUGUUUUGUCUUGGCAGGUAUUGGUACUAAAACAAAUCACUGACUGGUAAAUUUGAGAGGACUUAAUACUCCCAUAAAAACCAUAACCUCUUACAAGAGGGUAACCGUAUGGCUUCAGGAAGUGAGCCUUCUUGUAAGGACCAUCCUGCAGAGCUUGCCAAGUUCUUGUGUCAAACCUGUAAUGAUGUAGUCUGUAGAAACUGUGUUGUUAGGGAAGGUCACAGAAACCAUAAGUACAUGUCCAUUCAAAAUGCAAGUGCUAAGGAAAGGGAAGCAAUCCAACAAGGCCUUGAAGACGCAAAGCAGAAAUUAUCUGGUCUUCAAAGAUCAAUUCUCUUAGUGUCAGAAGUGAAGAAGCAAGUAGAGGUGAGGGCUUCGGAGUCAGGAAGGGAGGUUGAUCAUCUUAUUGAUGAAAAUAUAGCAACCUUGGAACGUAAACGAGCACAGUUGAAAAGAGAUAUUGCUGCGUUGCGUGAUGAGAAAGUCCAACAGCUUCUAAAUCAAGAGAAGACAAUGAGUCUUGCUUUUGAGGAAAUCCAUAAUAAGGUAGAAUGCACUGAACAUGCACUGUGUCAAAUGUCUGACUUGGAGUUGCUAACCAGCAGGAGCAAAUUGUCUGGUCUAACUGAUUUCAAAGAAGUUGUUUUGCAAGGGGAGCCAUGUCGCACCAGUAAUUUUGGCAUAGACGUGAAUAAAUCCUUAGUGGUUGAGCUUAUCGUUGACAAGAUGGCUUGUGUUAGGGAUGAAGAUAGUCAACAGCAUGAUCAGUAUGUUCUCAGCAUGCUGGGAGGAAAGAAUGGACAGAUGUUUUCUUCCAGAUGUCAUCAGAAUGCCUACUUCAUUGUUUCUGUCAAGGACAGCCAAGGAAGGAACUGCAAAGUUGGAGUAAACCAGGUGAAGGUGAACAUAAAACUACCAGGAGAUGGUGAGUUACAGAAUGCCAUCAUGGGGAGAAAAGCUGAACACCACACCUUCUCUUACCACCCUAGUGUGAUGGGAACCCACACUAUACAUGUGUAUGUGGCCGGGCAUUGCAUCACCAAUGAACCAGUCAAGUGGAAGGUGGAAUCUUCAUUCUACAUUCUUGAUUCAACUUGUGCUACUCUCCCGCCAGAAGUAUAUGACCAGGACAAGGAGUCCUUGACAGGGUAUUGGUUCAAACGAGGUUGCCAUUCCUGGCAAGUGCGAAUUCUUACACCUGACAAGCUCAAAAGAUCUUCUGACCACCAUGUCUUUGAAGUGGGUGUCACCGAUGGUCAUCGUACUUGGCGCUGGAGUAAUGGUAUGAAGUACUACCCAAAUUCCUCAGCAAUUGUCAGCACAAUCAGCAACUGGCAGUGCGGGGAUUUGUUCUUGUUUUACCUUGAUUUGGAUUCGAAGCAACUUGUGAUCUACAAUCAGCGUUCACAUGAGAUGGAUCACUGGGGUGGAAUUCAUUCUCCUAUACGCCCCUACAUCAACCCACAGUCAACUGACUUCUUUGGAUUAAAUUGAAUCAAUAAUAAUACAGGAGCAUGCAUUCACACAUUCAUGUCCCCAGACAUUAACUCAUCUCCCAAAAGAAACCUCAUGCAUUUUAGACAUUAAAAAAGUUGGAAGGAAUGGGAUAAUAAGAAUGAUAAUGAAUUAUGGUAUUUGUUUACUGUUAGUAUAAAUUUUAAUUAAUAUCAGAAUUAUAACUAUGUGUUGAGUCAUGUAGUAGCUAUAAAUAUAUAUUGUAUUCAUGUUAGUGCGACACACGCUUACAUAUGCAAGAGUAGACCAUUCACCCCAGAUGACACAACUUUUCCAUUUCUGUUUCCUGAUUCCCAUCCCGCACUUGGAUGGGAAGCUAGUCCAUAACAGUUCAUGUACCCCAGUGUUUCAUGUCAUGAGUUGGUUUUGACAAUUUGUUGGUUCUGUUUUUUAAUUUUUUUAGAUGGAAAGAGUCACUGUCAGAAUAAGGUGUCUUGCUCAAGAAAACAAUGACUCUGAUCAGGGGCCAACUUUUCAAAAGCAUUCCUUACAAGUCCUUAAAAGUUGUGUCUUGGUUGCCAAUAUGGCAUUCUUGAUAGUUUUAAAAUUCAAACCUUGAAAAUAUCAGGAAAAAAAUUACAGAAUGCACUGAUUUUUGUGAUAAGAACCGCAUUACUAUUUCUUAGAUUUUGUGUGGCUUUUUUCCUGUAAAUUUACUGCAAGACUCAGUUGUAAACCCUUUCAUCUUGUGUACAAGGUGCUAAUCAUUGGCCUGGCCUGUUUUCUCAAAUCAUUAUAAUAUCAGUAAUGUAAUAAAUUUCUGUCAGCAACAUCAAUGGCAUGUAGUGUCAAAUAAGCCUUGAAUGAUUCUUAUUUAUCUUUAGUUAGUGCAGUAAUGAAUAGAAUGCCUACAUGUCAAACAUGAAGCAGUACACCAUUUUAAGAUCUAUUUUGUGUUCACCAGUUAGCAAGAAACUUCCAUUAGGCUGCCUUUUUUAAAUAUUUACAUAGUUAGGAGUUAAUUUUUUAAGCUCAAUAUUUUUUUAAGUCCUCUUAACUUAAUGUUUAAACCUCACUUAGGGAAAUCUUGUGUGGAGACCACACUUAAUGGCUAUUAAAGGACUGUAAGUAUUCAUUUCUAUAUUAUAUCCAAGUUUCAUGAGUGAAUUCAUGUAAAAAAGAAAGCUGUAAGAGUCUGCAGGUAUCUUAAAGAGUGUCCAUUUGAUGCAAAAAGUAAGGCAAGUGUGAAAGGGUGAUGGUAAGGUGUUACAGAAUAUAGCCAUUAAAAAGUGAUGGAUCUAUGAGAUCCGA
Messenger RNA from Pocillopora meandrina, 5823 nucleotides. Lineage: Eukaryota; Metazoa; Cnidaria; Anthozoa; Scleractinia; Pocilloporidae. The record is from the annotation of a GenBank genome assembly.